CUUGUGGGCACAGCAGAUGUCUUUUGGUUUCACCAAGAAUCAUCAGUGGUUUGUCUGGUGUGCUUUUUGUUUCAUGAACGGUGGGAGGUUUCGGUGCUUGCAAAAGGUGUUAUUCCGGCAUUGGACUUGACAAACAGAAGUAGUUGUGUCGUGGGGAUAGUGAUUGUUAUGGCGAGGACAUCCCUUCCACCAGGAUUUCGUUUUCAUCCAACUGAUGAGGAGUUGAUUCUGUACUAUCUCAAGAGGAAGAUCAUGGGUAAAAAGUUUCAGUUAGAAGCUAUUGCGGAGUGUAAUAGUUCACACGUUUUCUUGUUCAUUGCAGAUAAAUCUUGCUUGAAAAGUAAGGAUCUAAAAUGGUUCUUUUUCUGUCCAAGAGAGAAGAAGUAUGCAAGUGGAGCUCGGGUGAAACGUGCUACUGAAAAUGGGUACUGGAAAACUACAGGAAAAGACAGACCCGUGUAUCACAAUAAUAAAAAAGUUGGAACAAUAAAGACGUUGAUUUUUCACUUGGGUCAUGCACCCCAAGGGGAACGGACCAAUUGGGUUUUACAUGAGUAUAAGAUUCUCGAUUGCCAGUUAGCUGCAGCUGGGGUUCAGGAUACAUAUGUGCUGUGCAAAAUCUUCCAAAAGAAUGGUCUAGGCCCAAAGAAUGGUGCGCAAUAUGGGGCACCAUUUAAUGAAGCUGAAUGGACUGAUGAUGACAUUGAUGAUGAUCAAAGCCAUGCUAUAACUUUUGCAUCUGAUGGUCCAUCAACAACUCUAUUGUCGAUUGAAGAGCAAAGCAGUCCUCCAGAAACUACUGAAUUAUCUUUGAUUGAAGGUCCAUCUAACCCAGCUGGUGAGGUGUUAGUGAAUGAGACUGAUGAUGAGAUAGAUCGACUACUGGCCCCAUUUACAGAUGAUGACAUGUUGCUUUUUCAUCAUUAUGGAGUUGCCCAGGAUGGACUUGGUGGAAAAGGGAAACAGAGCUUACCUUGUUCUCAAGAACUUGAUAUAUACAAUGGUCUUGGUGACCUGGAUGGUUCACUCCAGAUGAAUGAAGAUGUACCUGGUUUCUUGAUGGAGAAUGAGAGAAGUUAUCUGGAAAACAACUUUUUCUUGGAUAGUUCGGCCUUCAUUGAGCUCGACGAUCUAUUGCCUCAAUUGGAUUGUCCGGUUGAAUUUAGCAAAAAUGUUCAGUCAUCAACCAACGAGAUAUUUAGAUCCUACGGACAUGGGAAUAUUCAACAACCUGAAGGGACGUAUGCUGGGGACAACUGUUUGCUUCCACUCCAUGUGGUUAACAGCACACAUUAUCAAGGGCUACCUAAUGCUGUUUAUGAUUCGGAUUUCGCACUUGGUCAACUGGAUAAUGGCACUGAUUUGGCUCAAGACAUUCAAAGAGGUAGUAGUGCCGAUGCUUGAUGAUAAUUCUUGUCGCGCAAAGAGUUACUGCAUUCUUUAUAUAUUAUACUUCGGUCAUAUCUCGACAAGGAACUGCCAGUACUCGGGCAGUUUCUGAAGAAAUAAAACGCAAUUUUUGCAAAGAUGCUUCCUGGAUGUGUAGCAUGCCUUGUGGAACUCGGGUCUCUUCUUUGUUACAAGGCAUAGGCUAUUGGUCAUAUUUGUGGUCGACAUGGAUGUCAUUUUGGUGCCACUGGCGAAAAGAAGAGAGAGAAAGAAAUUGAUAUUGCCUUCUUUUUUGUUGUGUGAAGUCUAUGAGAACUAUAAAACUCGGUGGCUGCUGCACUGUACGAAUGCUUUUUUAUAAUUAUUUAUUUGAAGUUGUCAAUCUCAUUUUAUGUUUGUUUUUGCUCACAUUUUUAUGCCAGGUAUACAUAUAAAAAUAUGUUUGUCGACAAUAAUGCGACCGAUUCCAGCUCUCUUACCAUCAGCUGCUGAGCAAAUUUCUGCUCUUUCAUAUUCUUCUUGUGGUGGCUCCUCCAUACAUAUCAAGGCUGAGGUGACUGGUGAAUGCACUAAAGAAGCUUUGUCGAUUAUGAUGGGGGGGUCGAGCAGCUGUUGGUGCACCAUGUCUUGUGCAGUUUUUGAGGAAUUGAGGCUUUAUGUUGGAUGCUAUCACCUAGUUUACUUGGCAGGUUUCAGUUCUCUUGUGUUUUUUAAAGUUAAUUUUGCUUUAACGAGCUUCUCACAUGUUUUGUGGUGUUUUUGCCUUUUUGCAAUGCAAGUUUUUAUAGUUUCGGCAUACUUGAUUGGCAAUAAUGUGGCUUUUAUUAUCCUAACUACUUUAGGCACCAAUAAGAUUUUCUGCAGUCUCUAUUAUCCUCCAAAGUAUUUAGAGCAUCUUUAUUUUGAUGUUGAGGAUAACUGGAGGAAUAUUUCGAGAGAAGGUAUUGGAUUAAAAGGGGAUUGAGAGGUAUAGGAAAGAGUAGUGCAUGACCAGUGCUUUAAUAGGCGUGCAUAAUUAUUCCUCAACCUAUACAAGCACCGUAUAACUCGAUCAGAAAUCAGUUAUUGUUAGGAAAAAUAUGAAAACUAUGUCUAGAUUGAUGACAUGUAUUCCACUUGGUAUCCAGCAUUCGAAAUGCUUAUUCCACCUUGGAAUAUGGCGUAUAGAGGUGGCAUUGUUCCUUUUAGAGAUAUAAUAUAAUAUGGUUGGAAAUGGAUAUCCCUUGCCUUGUACUCAUUUAGAGGCUGUUAAUGUGUAACCAGGAAUUCACUCAUCGACGAUUUAUGUGAGUUCCAUGUAAAAUGUGAAAGGGUG
Messenger RNA from Striga asiatica, 2704 nucleotides. Lineage: Eukaryota; Viridiplantae; Streptophyta; Magnoliopsida; Lamiales; Orobanchaceae. The record is from the annotation of a GenBank genome assembly.